Messenger RNA from Plasmodium coatneyi, 1623 nucleotides. Its product is annotated as 3-hydroxyisobutyryl-CoA hydrolase. Bases 1 to 1623 code for a protein of 540 amino acids. Gene Ontology annotation, cellular component: mitochondrion. Gene Ontology annotation, molecular function: hydro-lyase activity. The record is from RefSeq and is a predicted model, not a curated record. The transcript has 2 exons. Lineage: Eukaryota; Apicomplexa; Aconoidasida; Haemosporida; Plasmodiidae.
AUGUGGCGCCCUACGUGUAACCACCUGGUGAGGGGCCCCCACCUUAAACACCUCACCACAAGCGCCAGUGCACAGUGCCACCCGUAUAUGCCCGCCAAGGGACACCGCCCCUGCAACGCAGACAGAAAGCUCAUCCGAACAUCCAUCUUCAAAGACGAUGACAUAUACAUGGACCCCCUCCAAAUUCACAACGAAGAACCGAACAAAACAAAAUACCUGAACAGAGCAUCACAAAACGAAUGUGUAUACACCCGAAGUAACGUAGGAAUGAACACAAUCCUCAUGAACAAAAAAUACAUGGACCUAAAAUGUAUUAACCAGUUGUAUAAGGAGCUACUAAAUGGAGAAAUAAAUUUCACAAAAAGGUUUACCUUCCUAACAUCCAUCACGAAUGAUUCCCUAACCCAUGGUUUCAAUUUACUGGACCUUUUGAAAAUCGUGGAGGUGUACCAAAAAGGGAAAAACAACAAACACGCAGAUGUGCUGAAAAAGAUUCUGCACAACAUUAACGAGUUAAGUUACCUGAUCUUUUCAUAUAGGAAGCCACUCAUAGUCUACUGUAACGGCAGCGUUAGAGGUUCUGGGGGGUUCAUCCCCUUCCUGGCCAACAACAGCGCUUCCUAUUUUCACUCCUCAUAUUCGUACACCAAUUUGAAGUACUCCUUCUUACCCUAUGGUGGCAUCUCCUACGUGCUAGCCAAUAUGAGAGGAUCCAUUGGAUUCUACUUAGCCCUCACAGGGGAGGUAAUAAAAUCUUCCGAUCUGGUAUGGUGCGGUUUAACAAAAAGGUGGAUAGCAGAAGAUUGUUUGGAACUGAUGGAACUCACAUCGGAGUCCCAACUGGAGGUGUCCGAACAGGAUGCGAACCUCCUCCUGGAAGAGCAUUUUUUGAAAGUCCCCAAAUUGUAUACCUUAAAAAAUUACGAAGAAAUAAUUCACGACCAUUUUAAGUACCCCUCUCUCAUGCAAAUUAUGGCCAAGCUAGAUGCAUCUAGGAAGAAAAACAAUCCUAACGAAAGGGUUCGCCUCUGGGCAGAAAAAACAUAUCAACAGAUCUGUUCGCAACCCCCCAUAGCGGCACAUCUAACAUUUGAAAUUCUGCACCUACUUAGAACGUACAAAAUGGAGCUACUCAAAAAAGCCCAAGUGACAAAAAAAAUAUACAAUCAGAUGACACAAAAUAGUUAUAAAAUAGUCCCAACAACCAAGGAAGAAGUUAGCUUAGCGGAACUCAAGUUCACGAUCGAUUCGGAGCUCCUCUUAAAAGCAUUAAACCUUGAAACGAAUGCCAUAGCGAACUUCAUUUCUUGUCCAGACGUUCUAAAUGGGAUCACGUCCUACUUGGUUAAAGACACGGAUCACUCCUUCAAAUGCACCUACCUGAAUAACUCCCUUCUUGAAACGAAGAAGGAUAUAAUCCAUUACUUCCUCUUUUACAAAAAUGAAUACGAAUUUGCUGUACACGACAGACCAGACAUAAGCUUCUCCAGUUUGAGUGCCCUAGACCGAUGCAACCAGCCUUUUGGUGCACGCGACCGGCACUUUUACGCAGAGCAGAGCAAACGCUGGAGCGACGACUACCUUAAGGACCAACUGAACGAGAUUAACAAACUCGCCCUGUGA